ACUUCGUGGUCGGCAAUGGUCUCCCCAGCCAUCGCUCUGGCUUUCAUCCCCUUCGUGGUCACUCUGCUCAUCCGCUACCGCCACUACUUCCUGCUCUUUUACCGAGCGGUGCUGGCCCGACGGCUGCGGGACUGCUUGACCGGCAUCCCCAAGCAGGACAGGGCCUUCCAGUACGUCUUGACCCACUCCAUCCCUGGCGACCCACUGCACAUCCUGGAGACCUUUGACCAGUGGAGCCAUCACUGCGAGUACCUCAGCAAUUUAGGACCCCAAAAAGCAAAGAUCCUGGAGCGGCUGAUCUACGAGAAGGCCCCCCUCACCGUCUUAGAGCUGGGCACGUACUGUGCUUAUGCCACCAUCCUCAUCGCCCAGUCGCUGCCACUGGGCGCCCGGCUGUACACCGUGGAGAUGGACGCGCACAAAGCAUCCGUGGCAGAGAAGAUCAUCCGGCUCGCUGGGUUUGAUGACGACACGGUGGAGCUCAUAGUGGGGCGCUCGGAGGAAGUCAUCCCCCAGCUCAAAGAGAAGUUUGGGCUGUUCCAGGCGGACCUGGUCUUCAUGGGCCACUGGAAGCGCUGCUACCUCCGGGACCUGCAGCUGCUGGAGGCUCACGACCUCCUACCCGAGGGGGCCACCAUCUUGGCUGACAACGUCAUCUUCCCCGGGGCACCCCAGUUCCUCCAGUACGUCAAGGCCAGCGGCAAGUACAAGUGGCGCAUCCACAGGACCAGCCUGCAGUACUUCCGGGCCAUUCCCGACGGCAUGGCCCAGCUCACCUACACCGGUCUGCAGUGACAAGAAGCCCCGUUAGAGAGGGCGGCCUGCUUCUGUGAGAGCCGGAGACGCAGCCACGAAGCGGAAAGGCUUCCCAUCUUGCUAG
Molecule: messenger RNA, 880 nt
Organism: Elgaria multicarinata webbii
Lineage: Eukaryota; Metazoa; Chordata; Lepidosauria; Squamata; Anguidae
Product: transmembrane O-methyltransferase homolog
Exons: 3
Coding region: 16-795 (259 amino acids)
Biological process (GO): catecholamine catabolic process; dopamine metabolic process; developmental process
Molecular function (GO): catechol O-methyltransferase activity
Source: RefSeq, a predicted model, not a curated record